Molecule: messenger RNA, 2567 nt
Organism: Arvicanthis niloticus (Nile rat)
Lineage: Eukaryota; Metazoa; Chordata; Mammalia; Rodentia; Muridae
Gene: Rbms1
Product: RNA binding motif single stranded interacting protein 1
Cellular component (GO): ribonucleoprotein complex
Molecular function (GO): RNA binding
Source: RefSeq, a predicted model, not a curated record
GUGGGGACGCGGCGGCGCUGCUCGUCCGCUGCCGCCGGCACCGCGCGCGAACUCCGGUCCAUGGCACGCAGGGCGGCGGCCCCCGGAGCUGCUCGAGAGUCGCCGGCCGCGCGCGUCGCGCCGCACUUUUAGGGCGGGAGCCGCGAGCCAGUUGCCGGCCGCAUCCUCCCUCCGCCGGCCCGGACGGGCGAGAGAGGGAGUUCCCGGAGCGCCGCGGCCCGCGUUGCCUCAGCUCCCCGCUCCCGAGAUGAUCUUCCCCAGCGGCAGCGGCCACCCCGGCGCCGCCGGCGGCUGCAGGACGCCCUACCGCAAGCAGCAGUCUCUGGUCCCAGCGCACCCCAUGGCCCCACCCAGUCCUAGCACCACCAGCAGUAAUAACAACAGUAGCAGCAGUAGCAACUCAGGAUGGGAUCAGCUGAGCAAGACAAACCUCUACAUCCGAGGCCUGCCCCCCAACACCACUGAUCAAGACCUGGUGAAGCUGUGUCAACCAUACGGGAAGAUCGUCUCCACGAAGGCGAUUUUGGAUAAGGCAACUAACAAGUGCAAAGGUUAUGGUUUUGUAGACUUUGACAGUCCUGCAGCAGCCCAGAAAGCUGUCUCCGCCCUGAAGGCAAGUGGAGUCCAGGCUCAGAUGGCAAAGCAACAGGAACAAGAUCCUACCAACCUGUACAUUUCUAACCUGCCACUGUCCAUGGAUGAGCAAGAACUUGAAAAUAUGCUCAAACCCUUUGGACAAGUUAUUUCUACAAGGGUCCUACGUGAUUCCAGUGGUACCAGCCGUGGUGUUGGCUUUGCCAGGAUGGAAUCAACGGAAAAAUGCGAAGCUGUAAUUGGUCAUUUUAAUGGAAAAUUCAUCAAGACCCCACCAGGAGUUUCUGCUCCUACAGAACCUUUACUGUGCAAGUUUGCGGAUGGAGGACAGAAGAAGAGACAGAACCCAAACAAGUACAUCCCUAAUGGACGGCCAUGGCCCAGAGAUGGAGAGGCUGGAAUGACACUCACUUAUGACCCGACUACAGCUGCUCUACACAACGGAUUUUAUCCUUCACCAUACAGUAUUGCCACAAACCGAAUGAUCACUCAAACUUCUCUUACACCCUAUAUUGCAUCUCCUGUAUCUGCCUACCAGGUGGCAAAGGAAACCAGAGAGAACAAGUAUCGGGGCUCUGCUAUCAAGGUGCAGAGUCCUUCUUGGAUGCAACCUCAACCAUACAUUCUGCAGCAUCCUGGUGCCGUGUUAACUCCCUCAAUGGAACACACCAUGUCACUACAGCCUGCUUCCAUGAUCAGCCCUCUGGCCCAGCAGAUGAGUCAUCUGUCACUAGGCAGCACCGGAACAUACAUGCCUGCAACGUCAGCCAUGCAAGGAGCCUACUUGCCACAGUAUACACACAUGCAGACUGCGGCGGUUCCCGUUGAGGAAGCGAGUGGCCAGCAGCAGGUGUCUGUGGAGACGUCUAGUGACCAUUCUCCAUAUACCUUUCCACCCAAUAAGUAACUGUGAGAUGUACCGAAGGGAGUUCUUACAUGAAGAAGGGUGUGAAGGCUGAACAAUCAUGGAUUUUUCUGAUCAAUUGUGCUUUAGGAAAUUAUUGACAGUUUUGCACAGGUUCUUGAAAACGUUAUUUAUAAUGAAAUCAACUAAAACUAUUUUUGCUAUAAGUUCUAUAAGGUGCAUAAAACCCUUAAAUUCAUCUAGUAGCUGUUCCCCUGAACAGGUUUAUUUUAGUAAAAAACAAAAACAAAAUGGAAAAAAAAAAAGGAAAAAAAAUCAAAGAUUUUUAUCAAAUAUAAUGAUGCAAAAAAAAAAAAAAAAGAAAAAGAAAAAAAAAAGAGAAAAAGGAAACUUCAAUUUUCUGGGUAUGCACAAAGACCACAAAGACUUAUCCAAGUGCAUGACCAGAUUUUUGCGGUUUUGUUCAUUUUAUGUUUAAUUUGUCUUUUUUUUUUCAGCUGUAUGAAAUGGGCUUUCUGAAGUUUCAAUUGUCUGACUUCACCCAUGGUGUUCCGUGCUUGCAAGUGUCGCUGUAAUUCAGUGUUGGCCUCACUGUCUUUACUUAGCUUUCCAUUUUUCUUUCGACGUAGUGUGAAGUGUCUUAUCCUUUUCUAUGAAUUCCAAUUUGCCUUAACUCUUUUGAUGCUGUAGCUGUUUCAGUAAAGUUAGUUCAACCUAAUGAUGUAGAAUGCUUUGACCAAAUGGGCUGGUCUAUUACGCCUUGUAAAACAGCAGCAUAGGGCUUUUAAAAGGUAGUCAAUAAAAGUUGCUGAAAUUUUGGCUUUUUUAAAUAUGUAGUAGGUGUUUUUAAUGAUUUUUCACAUAACGUGUAAGGUAGUGAAGUGCAAGGAGGGAAGACUUUUUGUGUGAAACACAUUUUCUGACUGGGGGACUUUUAAUAGGGUAAAUUGUUUGUAAGGCUGUACACUGACAGUUUCCCCUGAUAGUGUGACUGAUUUAGGAUAUCUGCUGUAUGAUGCAAUGUAAAGUCUUUUUUGCCUUUUUUCAGGAAGAAAAAAAAAACUUAAUGUUCUAGAUUUAGUGUAGGUAGCUUUGGGAUUGGGGGCUG